Daldinia caldariorum is the source of this 2046-nucleotide messenger RNA. Its product is annotated as glycoside hydrolase family 16 protein. The coding region runs from base 529 to 1548 and encodes 339 amino acids. Gene Ontology annotation, molecular function: hydrolase activity, hydrolyzing O-glycosyl compounds. Lineage: Eukaryota; Fungi; Ascomycota; Sordariomycetes; Xylariales; Hypoxylaceae. The record is from RefSeq and is a predicted model, not a curated record. The transcript has a single exon. Gene Ontology annotation, biological process: carbohydrate metabolic process.
GUCCGCAAAAAGUGAACGAAUCUAAACUGACCGCUGCGGCCGCUUUACGAGCUAUUUCUAGUGUGCCGGCGUUAGCUCCAUUAUUCGCGGCUGGUGGCCUUCAACUGACUCGCGUCCUGCUUCAUUCAGUUCCUCGAGCCUCUAGGGCGCAAAAAAACGCAUAUGUCAUAAGCUAGAGCGGGGGAAAAGGGGAGGAAAGCUCAUAAGUCGUAGAAUUCAGUUGCUGAUGUCGUAGUCGGGCGAGUCAGUUCGGGUUAGUGUGUAGGUAGGUAUCGUCCGCCUUUCGAAAAGAACUGUCUCGAUCUAAUUUCUCCGAACCAAGUAUCCCGGGCCCUAACAGACGUCACUAAUAUUUCAUAUCAUGUCCUGGAUUUAACAGCAAUGCCGUCGUAGACCCAGAAGCGGAUUGGAGGUAUAUAGAAGAGCCUCGGGAUGGCCGGCCAAGUGAUUUUGUCAUCAUGCUCGAGCAUUCCUCACCACAACACUGAGCAUUCCUAUACCAAUUAAAUAUACCCUCUAUCAGGAGUCAUGAUAUUACUCUCGCAGACCCCCCUCUGGACAGCCGUCCUCACGGCGCUGUCCUUCCUAAUACCCGAGCCUGCCGCGGCCCAGACCCCCGCCAGCCCGGCCCUGUGCCAGUGCUACCUCAUCAACGGGUCGUCGCCGCAGUACUUCGCGAACCACAAGUUCUUCGACUUCCGGGACAUCGCGAACCCGCGGGAACCCGCGCCCAUCAACGACCGGAACGCGUCGACCAACGCCCCCGUCACGCACCCCUACUUCACCAGCCCCAACUUCACCACCACCUGGUCGAUCCAGAACUGGGUCGACACGCGCGGCCCCCUCUACAACACGUACUCCAAGAACGAGGUCUACAUCGGGCGCAACGCGGACGUGGGCAACGCGUCCUCGCGCACCGCCCUGACCUUGCGCACCUACCGCCACCGGCCCGGCAACUUCCAGUCCUCGGCCGAGGUCCAGUCCGUCUCCCCCGACUACCGGUUCCUGUCCGUGCGCAUGCACUCGCGCACGCGGGGCGCGCCCGGCGCCGUCGCCGCCAUGUUCACGUACCGGGGCGGCGGCGCGGGGGCCGACGACGUCCAGGAGGCGGACAUGGAGAUCCGGACGUCGGACCCGAACAACAAGAUCCACUACACGAACCAGCCGUCGACGGCGCGCGGGGUGCCGCGGCCGAACGCGACGCGCGAGGUCACCAUCCCGGGGACCUGGACGUCGUGGCGGACGCACCGGUACGACUGGACGCCGGGGCUGAGCACGUGGUACGUGGACGGGCAGCCGGUGGCCUCGAACGCGUUCCAGGCGCCCGUGGACCCGGCCACGCUCCUCUUCAACGUCUGGUCCAACGGCGGCAGCUGGAGCGGCGCCAUGCCCCCCGGCCAGAGCGCCCAGAUGCAGAUCCAGUGGAUCGAGCUCAUCUACAACAACACCGCCGAGCCCCCGCGCUUCGCCCGCUGCGCCAAAGUCUGCAGCCUCGACCUCGGCACCGAACCCGGCGUGCCCUCGCUCGUCGGCAGCUCCGGCCCCUAAAAUCGUUACGACAUGACAAGGCAAUUCUUCCCGGGAAUAGUGUAUUUCCUCCUUUUUCUCUCCUCGCUUCCCUUGGUUUCGGCCUAUAGGCAGGCAUACUUUUUUUAAGGUUUUGAGGAUUCUUCUUUUUUUUUUUUCCCUUCUUUUUUUUCAAGUAUAUAAUUUGGCUGAUAAUUGAAAUUGUGACACGUAUAUACCAACUUACCUACCUUGCUUACCCGAUGUGCCUCGAUGUGCCAAAUAUGUACCUAAGCGACAAGCUUGGCAUAUGCCGUUGGUGACUAGAUUGAAAUGUUAACAUAAUAACUCCGAAAGAGGUAAAAGUGUAACAAGACCACAAGAGGUGUUUUUUACUCGUGUUCCAAUUAAUAAAAACUGCUCGUUUUUUGACCAAAUGACUUGCUUGUGCUGUGUGAUCGAAACUCAAUUAGCGAAUUCUUCUUUAUGCGGCUCAAAUUUCAUUUAUCUAAUAAACGUCAGAGUAAACCACGAGUAGUG